AUGGAUUACCUGUCCAAGCCCGGGCUCCUCAGCGUCAUCGCUGGAGUUGCCUGCGGGGUGUGCCUGGGAUGGGGCAUCCGUGGGAGGCUCCUCAGGCAGCCCAGAGCCGGGGUGAUGGCCCUUCCCAACAGCCUGGGCAGCGAAGCCGACACCGUGGGGGAGUCUGGGGAGUUCAAGAUGGUGCUGGUUGUCCGCAAUGACUUGAAGAUGGGGAAGGGUAAAGUCGCAGCACAGUGUUCCCACGCGGCUGUUUCUGCCUACAAGCAAGUGCAGAGAAGAAAUCCUGAGCUCCUGAAGCAGUGGGAAUACUGUGGGCAACCUAAAGUGGUCCUCAAAGCUCCCGAUGAAGAGACUCUGAUCCAGCUCCUGGCUGAUGCUAAACACCUUGGACUGACUGUGAGCCUGAUCCAAGAUGCAGGUCGCACUCAGAUAGCUCCAGGCUCCCAGACAGUCCUUGGGAUUGGACCAGGACCAGCUGAUGUAGUAGAUAAAGUUUCUGGUCACCUGAAACUCUUCUAA
This is a messenger RNA of Chaetura pelagica (chimney swift), 519 nucleotides long. RefSeq names its product peptidyl-tRNA hydrolase 2 (gene PTRH2). The record is from RefSeq and is a predicted model, not a curated record. The transcript has a single exon. Gene Ontology annotation, cellular component: mitochondrion; cytosol. Gene Ontology annotation, biological process: negative regulation of anoikis; positive regulation of anoikis. The coding region runs from base 1 to 519 and encodes 172 amino acids. Gene Ontology annotation, molecular function: peptidyl-tRNA hydrolase activity. Lineage: Eukaryota; Metazoa; Chordata; Aves; Apodiformes; Apodidae.